Saprolegnia diclina VS20 is the source of this 273-nucleotide messenger RNA. RefSeq lists its product as hypothetical. The transcript is spliced from 2 exons. The record is from RefSeq and is a predicted model, not a curated record. NCBI's taxonomy places the organism in Eukaryota, Oomycota, Saprolegniomycetes, Saprolegniales, Saprolegniaceae. The coding region runs from base 1 to 273 and encodes 90 amino acids.
AUGCUCGACCCGCGUAAGGUCUGUCGCCUCGUUUUCGUCAAGGGCUUGGCCCUCCAGGCGAUUCCCAUGGUCGAAGCGUUGGGCAACUGCGCGAUCAACGGGCUGCAGACGGCGGCGCUGCAGCUCGUCUUGUCGCCGCUGCAGUUGGCGUUUGGCAAGGCACUCAAGAACACGAGUGCGUCCGAGCCUGCGUGUGGUAUUUCGGCCGUUGUCGACCCCAUUGUGCUCCUGCCGCGCAUCGACACGUCGAUUGCCGAGCUCACAGUAAAGUGA